UUUUUUAUAUUUUAUGCACAGAAACUCCUUGCUAAAAUGGUAAGGCUCUAUGAGAACCGAAUUGACUGGCUGUCUGUUGCUAGCAGAGGAAUAUGGGGAAGUGUUUGUGAAAGGAGGGUAGUUAUACUUGUUGAUAUAUCAGCAACAAACUCUAUGUACAUCAUUCGUAUCCAACAUUCUUUGCGACUUCUACUUGAGGAACAAUUGUCAAAUACGGAUUACUUCAAUAUUAUAGCAUUUGGGAGUGAUGUUGUGCCUUGGCAGCUGGAACUGGUUCCUUCCCAACCAGCAAAUUUACAAAAUGCUUGGAGGUGGGUGUUGAGCUUGCAGUGCAAAGGGAGUAGAAAUUUCAUGAGUGCGCUCAGGAGAGCUGUGGAAGUAGACUUCAAAGACAAAGAUAAACACAAAUCACAAGGACUUUACUUGCUGACUACUGGAAUACCUGAUCAGGAAACACACACAAUCAGUGCUUAUGUGGCUGAGGUUUGCAGAGGUUUUGAUUUGCAGCUUCACGUCUGUCUGUUCAGUGUAACGGAGGACGUCGACUCCAGUGGGAUUAUUCCAGCCCACUAUGCUAACCCAACAGAAACUGCCAUUGCUUUUAAACAAAUAGUUCAGGCAGCCCGUGGGAGAUUUCAUUGGUUUGGAGAAGCAGGUAUUUUUGAAAGUGACGAUAUCACUAUUAUUGUGUCUGAAAUGGAAAAAGCAAACAACUACUCCCAAAAGUGUGCAUUCCUAGUGGAAUCCUUAAAGCACCGUUCAGUAAAUCAGUCUGUUAAUCCCUUUGUACCAGAAGGAGACUCAAAUGUGCUUCCAAAGAAAGAGAAAAUAAAGCCAAAGAAGUUGCCAUCUCCUAAACCCACAGCUCUGAGUCUGGCUAGAAUGAACAUUAAGAACAACCAUGGAGCAGAGAGAAAUGCUUCAGUACGAGUAUUGGCAUGGCGUCCUACUAGUGCCAAAGCAGAAAUUCCACCAGCACAAACAAUAAAAGAACGGCCUCAGACUGAGAAUAAAAGAAAGCAUAAACCAAGGAAGCAGUGCGAGUUUUCUGUGUCGGUAUUUUAUACUGAUAAAGGAAGAAAUGUGGGUACAGUAUAUCGGAAGUAUCCAAAGCUAACGUGCGUAAGAAAGUCUGUUCCCUCUGUCACAUUGCCAAAGAAAGAGGAACUCUGCUCAAGCAAAGAGUGGCUGACCAAGUACGGUAUUAAAAAGCUUAAACUGGAAUUGCCCAGACUGGUGUUUGGUCCAGGCUGUACUCACCAAAAGAAAACUGUGGCGUCUCUGCACAAGAAAGUAACCGCAAAAUACUGUACCAUCUUCCCGAGUGUAGAAAUCAAUGGGGUUGUGAAACAUCUGCAGAUUCAACCUAAAGAACUGGCAAUCUACACUGAACAACUGGAGAAAGUGGUGCAGCGCUAUAUAAAAAGAAUACAGUGGCUUCUGUCAGGAAGCCGAAGAUUGUUUGGUACCAUUUUAGAAACAAAUGUCUGUGUUUUGAUUGAUACAUCUGGUUCCAUGGACCCGUAUUUGCCACAUAUCACGAAAGAACUUAUCUCCCUUAUCUGGGAGCAGCUGAGAAAAAAUGAAGUCAGGUUUAACCUGCUCAGAUUUGCAGAAAAUACUGAGUGUUGGAAGGAAUGUCUUGUAGAGGCAACUGAUGAAACGUGUCACGAUGCUGUGCAGUGGGUGUCCACGUUCCAUGCUCAUGGGAAUACAUGCAUCCUUACAGUUUUACAGAAGGCCUUCAGUUUCCAAGGUACAGAGGCACUGUAUGUAUUGACUGAUGGAAAACCAGACACCAGUUGCAGUCUGAUUUUGAAAGAAAUUGAAAGAUUGAGAAAGAAACAAGAUAUUAAAAUCCACACCAUUUCUUUUAGCUGUACAGACAG
This is a messenger RNA of Eurypyga helias (sunbittern), 1889 nucleotides long. It is a transcript of the gene VWA3A, whose product is annotated as von Willebrand factor A domain containing 3A. The annotation marks the transcript as partial. The record is from RefSeq and is a predicted model, not a curated record. The transcript has 15 exons. Lineage: Eukaryota; Metazoa; Chordata; Aves; Eurypygiformes; Eurypygidae.